This is a messenger RNA of Erinaceus europaeus (western European hedgehog), 1862 nucleotides long. RefSeq names its product ADP ribosylation factor 1 (gene ARF1). Gene Ontology annotation, molecular function: GTPase activity; GTP binding. The record is from RefSeq and is a predicted model, not a curated record. Bases 172 to 717 code for a protein of 181 amino acids. Gene Ontology annotation, cellular component: plasma membrane; cytoplasm. Gene Ontology annotation, biological process: vesicle-mediated transport; intracellular protein transport. The transcript is spliced from 5 exons. NCBI's taxonomy places the organism in Eukaryota, Metazoa, Chordata, Mammalia, Eulipotyphla, Erinaceidae.
GCCCGCCUCGUUUCCCAGCAUCCCCCGCGGUAGCAGGCACUGACGUGGCCGCCGUCAGAGCCGCCAUCUUGUGGGAGCGAAACCAACGCCUGGCUCGGAGCAGCAGCAGCAGCAGCAGCCGCGGCCGCCCGGGGUUUCUCUGGCCAGUGUUGCUCCCACCAGUCUACAAAUAUGGGGAAUAUCUUUGCAAACCUCUUCAAAGGCCUUUUUGGCAAAAAAGAAAUGCGUAUUCUCAUGGUGGGCCUGGAUGCUGCAGGGAAGACCACCAUCCUGUACAAAUUGAAGUUGGGUGAAAUUGUGACCACCAUUCCUACUAUCGGCUUCAACGUAGAAACUGUGGAGUACAAGAACAUCAGUUUCACCGUGUGGGACGUGGGUGGCCAGGACAAGAUCCGGCCUCUGUGGCGCCACUACUUCCAGAACACACAAGGUCUGAUCUUUGUGGUUGACAGCAAUGACAGAGAGCGUGUGAACGAGGCCCGUGAGGAGCUCAUGAGGAUGUUGGCUGAAGAUGAGCUCAGGGAUGCCGUUCUGCUUGUGUUCGCUAAUAAGCAGGAUCUUCCUAAUGCCAUGAAUGCGGCUGAGAUCACGGACAAGCUGGGCCUGCACUCCCUGCGCCACAGGAACUGGUACAUUCAGGCCACCUGUGCCACCAGCGGGGAUGGGCUCUAUGAGGGACUGGACUGGCUGUCCAAUCAGCUCCGGAACCAGAAGUGAACCAGCACUCCUCCUCUCUCCCUCUCACCCCCUCUCCACCCUCGCUUUUCUCUCAUGUGGCAAACGUGCGCCCUGUGGUGUGAGUGCCAGAAGCUGUCUCCAUGGUUGGUCACAGUGUGCUUCACCAUGCUGUAAAUGUGCAGAUGCAGCCUGCAACCGGGUUUUUAUUUAAUGUAAAUAGUUUUUGUUCCCAAUGAGGCAGUUUCUGGUACUCCUAUGCAAUAUUACUCAGCUUUUUUUAUUGUAAAAAGAGAAUCAAUCCACUGUUUAGUACUGAGAGGGGAUUUUAGGCACACGUGGCCUCCAGGAGUUACUGUGUCAGAUGGGCCCGGUGCACCUUUUUCUGGGCUUUUAGACCUGUUGAGAUCCAUUUUGGUGUUGGUUUUUAACCCGAACUCAGUGCAUUUUUUAAAAAUAAUUAAAAAUACAAGAUAAGGAGAACACUUGAACACAGAAGGGAGAAAUGUGCCUAGUGUAGAUUCUGCAGUCGCUGCCUGAGUGUGGUCCUGUCACCCAUGAGGAACAGGAAACGAUCCAUUCUGCAUGGUCACAAUAGGGUCCCUGUGAUUUGCUCUGUCUCGGGUCAGAUCACCCCAUAUCCAUUGCGUUUGUGCUUGUAUUUGUGCUUAUACGGCCACCCAAGAGUUGGGUUGGGGGCUGCAGCCAGCCGCUCUCAACCCCCUUGGAGGGAUCCCAGGCUUCCUUUGGGACAGUGUGAGGUGCUUUGGCUGGAAAGCUCUGGCAGGAGUGGGAGUCUUGCUGCCCCCACACUCACUCUAGGCUGGCUGGGAUCUCACCAGUAAGAGUGUGGGUGGGUGGGCAGGGCUAGUCAUUCUAGAGCCACAGCCCCUCAGAGCACCCAGCUACAUGUGCUGUCACUCCCUCAGCCUGCAAGGGUCAAAUUUGCCAUCAAAAACGACGACCUCUACUUUUUUCUUUUGUAUUUUGAUAAACACUGAAGAAGCUGGAGCUGUUAAACUUUAUCUUGGGGAAAACCUCAGAACUGGUUCAUUUGGUGUCGUGGAACCUCUUACUGCUUUCAAUACACAAUUAGUAAUCAACUGUUUUGUAUACUUGUUUUCAGUUUUCAUUUCGACAAAUGAGCACUGUAAUUAUAGCUGUUAGAAUAAAAUCUCUUAACUAUU